AGAUUUUGUUUGUUGUUCUUUUGCUGAAAGUGAAAAUUAAUUAACUAAAAAGGAGAUUUUGUGUUUUUAGUUUAAUUAUGUGUUUUUAAUUUGAAUGAUAUUUAAUAAAUUUUCGGUCAAUUAAUGCGGGACAAGGUGAUGAACUAUGAACCUGAUUGUGUGGAAGACAUUCGAUCUCUUCCCGAUUGGAAUCUUCCCGUUGCCUUUUCUGCUCUUAGGUUGGAACCUAAGCUUGAAGGUAUGCCACCAAAUUCUGUUUCAUGGAGAAUGAAAGAAAGGAUGAAAACUGUGAGCGUUGCUCUUGUUCUGUGCCUUAAUGUUGGUGUCGAUCCUCCAGAUAUUCUUAAAACUCAACCCUGUGCUAAAUUGGAGUGUUGGGUUGAUCCAUUUUCUAUGCCACCUCAAAAAGCCCUGGAAGCAAUAGGAAGUGAGUUACAGAAACAAUAUGAAAGAUGGCAACCAAGAGCACGAUAUAAACAAAGCUUAGAUCCAACUGUUGAUGAUGUAAAAAAGUUUUGUACCUCAUUACGUCGAGGUGCCAAGGAUGACAGAGUUUUACUUCAUUACAAUGGACACGGUGUUCCAAAGCCAACAAUUAACGGUGAAAUUUGGGUUUUCAAUAAAACCUACACUCAAUAUAUACCUCUUUCCCUUUAUGAUCUCCAACAAUGGAUGGGAUCUCCUUCUAUUUAUGUUUACGAUUGUUCCUGUGCCGGCCUUAUAGUUCAAUCUUUCAAUCAAUUUGCUAUCCAACAUGAGCGAGAAUACCAGAUUACUUUAACCACAGCUCGAAACCAGGGAAACCUGGGUAAUGUUAAUAUGCUCCUUGCAUCAUCACCAAAUUACAAGAAUUGCAUUCAACUGGCCGCUUGUGCUGCUGACCAGAUACUUCCCAUGAAUCCUGAUCUUCCCGCUGACCUCUUCACCUCGUGUCUUACCACUCCACUAAGAAUUGCUCUUAGAUGGUUUAUUAUGCAAAAUUCAAAAUUAAUACCAACAAUUAACCUUGAUCUGGUUGAUUCGAUUCCCGGUUCAUUAAGUGAUCGUCGUACCAUGUUAGGUGAACUUAAUUGGAUAUUCACUGCCAUUACUGAUACCAUUGCUUGGAAUGUUUUACCUAGAGAAACUUUUCAACGACUUUUCCGUCAAGAUCUACUUGUCGCUAGUUUAUUUAGGAAUUUUCUUCUCGCUGAUCGUAUAAUGAGAUCAUAUAAUUGUACUCCCGUCUCUAGUCCCAAACUUCCUUCAACUUAUCAUCAUCCCAUGUGGCAAGCUUGGGAUCUUGCGGUGGACAAUUGUUUACAUCAACUUCCCUUAAUCAAACAAGAUCCUACUGCUCAAUAUCGCCAUAGUUCAUUUUUCUCGGACCAAUUAACCGCAUUUCAAGUAUGGUUAACCUUUGGGAAAACCAUCGAUGCCAAUCAUAAUCCCGACUUUAAUCAUCCCGAACAAUUACCCAUAGUUUUACAAGUACUUUUAAGUCAAGUUCAUCGUCUUAAAGCACUCGAACUUCUUGGUAGAUUUCUUGAUCUUGGUCCUUGGGCUGUGAACAUGGCUCUUUCUGUUGGUAUUUUCCCUUAUGUUUUGAAACUUUUACAAAGCUCAGCGCGAGAGCUUAGACCGCUUCUUGUUUUCAUUUGGGCUAAAAUUUUAGCCGUUGACGGGCAGAGCUGUCAAGAGGAACUCAUUCGUGACAAUGGUCACAAAUACUUUCUCAAUGUACUUUCCGACACCAACCUUCCUGCUCAGUACCGAACCAUGGCCGCUUUUGUUUUAGGCUGUAUUGUCCGAAGUUAUCAUCCAGGUCAAGAAGCUGCUUACCAAGGAAGUCUAAUAGCCGUUUGUCUAGAACAAUUGACCGAUUCAAAUGCUCAACUUCGUCAAUGGAUAACAAUUUGUCUUGGUCUUACUUGGAAUAAUUAUGAUGCCGCUCGUUGGUGUGGAGUUCGUGACUCGGCUCACGAGAAACUUUUCCCUCUAUUAAACGAUGAUAUACCUGAAGUUCGAGCUGCGACUGUUUUCGCUCUUGGUACAUUCAUCACGGGAGCUGGAGAGCGAACAGACCAUGCGAACACAAUUGACCACAGUAUUGGUAUUACUCUAAUCAAUACCGUCUCAAAUGAUGGUAGUCCAUUGGUACGAAAAGAGUUGGUUUGUGCUCUCCAAUGUCUAAUUUUACUAUUUGAAAAUCAAUUCGUUGCUGUGGCCUAUCAAAUGAUAGAAGAUGAUAAAUCGAAAGAACUUUUACAACCAAACGCUCUAAAUCAAGGAGAUGGUUUGCUCAAUGCCGCUACUACGCCUCCUUCUAACAUUUCCGGCCUUCGUAAGGUUGCAUCUCGAGAGAGACUCAUGAAGCUGUUUUCCCCAUAUACACCUACGCUUCCCAAUGUAGUGACUGGAGACUCAUUGACACCCCCAGCAGCAGUUUACAAUAACAAUAAUAACAUAACCGCUAUCAAAAGGAUAAGCUCAACAAACUCAUUGACAGCCUUUGGUACAAGUACUCUUGGUACCAGUGGAAUUGGAAACGUUUACUCAACCAUUUGGAAAGCAAUAAUGAGCCUUGGUAAUGAUCCUCAUCCGGAUGUUUCUAAUAUGGCUCAGGUUAUUAUCGAUGAGAUUAAAUCAAAAGUCCAACCACCAAGUGCUUUGUCCAAUGAUUCGUUUAAAGAGUCUCGAUCUGAUCCUUCAUCUUCCGAACCUUCAUCUCCAGCAACUCACCCAACCUUUGUUAUGAGUGAAUCACCUCCUCAAACAACAACAAACUCAACUCAACAUCAACAAGGUUUAUCAUCAUCAUCAUCACAUAACCACAACAAUCAACAUACAAACAAUUCAUCUACUAGGGAAAGACAGGGUAGUGAAGGUUCUCAAAGUGCCAGCGGUUUAAUCAAUAGCGGAGGAAAUGGUCCAAUUCCUUCAACAUCUUCUAUAGCAACAACGGUGACCGGUUCAUCGUCAACCAACAAUUUAACCUCACAUACUGGAAGCAGUAGUAAUUUAGUUAAUCAUUCACAUCAUCCACCUCAUGGUCGUCAUUCCAUUGCUGGCAUCGGUUAUCCUUCACAUGCUCAUGUUACCUCAUUUCUAACUCCAUAUUCAAGGAAGAGGAAAAUCUUUGGUCGUGAACCGAAUAUCAGAAUAUCCGAAGAUAAUACAAUAACCUCGGAUGAUUUAAAUAACACCAGUGCCAUAACUUAUAGAUCACCUUUGGUUAAAACUGAUUUUAUCGGUUGGUGUAUUAAAUUUUUUAAUGAAAAUUGUGUUAAAUAUUUGGAAAGUAGUGAUCCCGAAAGUGCCAGUAACGAGGAAAAGGAAUGGAGAUUAACGCGUAAUUAUCAUGUAAGACGAAAUGCAGUCGAUGAAUUAUCAACCACCGAUCCAAGUCGAACGGAAGAACAAAUAUUUUUACAGAAAAACUCAUCAGUUCCUUCAUUGAUACAAUUUCAUCCCUAUGAACCACAUCUCAUUGUCGCUGAGCGUGAAUCUUUUUCUGUUUGGACUUGGGACACUUCAAGUAACAAUAACUAUGGCUACAAUAGUGGUUAUAAUACAUCUUCCGCUCUUUUGGGAACCUUUUCCAAUGCCAAUUCAUUUAAAAGUAGAAUUAGCUCAUCCCAAUUAGUUAAUUCUCACGAUAUAACAAUCCUUUUACUUGCAUGUGAUGAUGGAAAUGUUAAAGCAUGGAAACUACAUAGUCUACAACAGGACAAUUCACCACCACAACUGGUCACUGCCUUUCAAAUAUUAGAUGAACUGACCCGAUCACCAGGAUCAAAGGGAGGGUCAGGCAUAAGAAUCCAUUGGAAUCAAGAGUCACGUCAUCUCAUCGGAGCGGGUGAUUCUAAAAUGAUACGAAUCUGGGAUUCGGAAAAAGAGGCUCGACUACGAGACCUUCCCACCGGCGCUGAUUGUAGUGUGACCUCUUUAAGCUCAGAUGGAUCAAUUAUUUGCGCCGGUUGUCAAGACGGAACUAUCCGUCUUUUUGACGAACGAUGUUCACCAAACGAUACUAGGAUACUCACCUUUCGUGAACACGCUAAAUGGGUUGUCAAUGCCCACCUUUACCCUGACAAUCAGAAACAUGUUAACGUACUUUCUGCCAGCACGGAGGGAAUCGUUAAAUUUUGGGACAAACGGAGUCCCUCUGCCAUUAAAACAAUCGCCGUAUCUCAGGGAUUAACAUCGAUGGCUAUUCAUCCCGAAGCUGAUGUUUUUGCCUGCGGUACAUCAUCUCAAUCAAUUCACAUUUACACUCUCGAUGGUUUACCUGGAAGUAUAAUUAGAUAUCAUGACGGAUUUAUGAGCCAACGAAUAAGUCCAAUCAGUUGUUUAGCUUAUCAUCCAUUAAGAGUUAAUCUGGCAGCAGGCUGUAAAGAUUCAUACAUCUCUGUUUAUUCAUCACCCAAAGUAUAUUAACUUUAAUUUAAAGUUUAGCCAUAAGAAUAAAACAAAUUGAUUUGAUUAGCUUAAUCGAAUCAACCAAAAUCAGAUCAAGAAAAAGAGCUGAAAGCUGAUUUUAUAUAUCUAAACCAAAUUAACAACUUUAAUUGUAAAAAUGAAGGUUUGUUUUUCUCAAGGUGAGAAAACAAAUCUUAAUUAUAAUCAACGAUCUUUGUGUAUAAAGCAAAAUGUUAUGUUAACAACAACAACAACAAAAGACUACCAACUACAACGAAGCAAAUGAUUUUCAAUGCAAUCUAAUUAAUGGGCAUCACCAAAAACAACAAUUAACAGAAAUUAAAUUUUUUUGUCUACCUUUAAUAAACAAAAUCCACCAACCCUUUAACUGUCAA
Messenger RNA from Panonychus citri (citrus red mite), 4796 nucleotides. RefSeq names its product regulatory-associated protein of mTOR-like (gene raptor). The record is from RefSeq and is a predicted model, not a curated record. Lineage: Eukaryota; Metazoa; Arthropoda; Arachnida; Trombidiformes; Tetranychidae. Gene Ontology annotation, molecular function: protein-macromolecule adaptor activity; protein binding. Gene Ontology annotation, biological process: positive regulation of protein serine/threonine kinase activity; positive regulation of cell growth; TORC1 signaling. The transcript is spliced from 8 exons. The coding region runs from base 124 to 4419 and encodes 1431 amino acids. Gene Ontology annotation, cellular component: cytoplasm; TORC1 complex.